AUGGCAUCCCUCAACGUGACCUCGCGUCCAAAACAAGCCUUCAUCGCCGUCUCGUGUCCAUACACCACCUGUCGAGCCUCGAUCGAGUACCUUCCACCGUCCGCUUCGGACCUCGCCGCUCUUCCAUCCCACGAAACCUCCUUUACCGUCACAUGUUGUAGCUGCAACAAGCAGUUCGAGCCGCCGAAUGCGACCAAGAUGGUGCGCGAGGCGCGCAAGUCUGGCGGCAAGGACGUUGCUGCACGCAAACGCCGCAUCGGUACGGACGAGAACCCGCUCGACAUGGCCUACUACGACGCACUCGGCGUUCCUGCCACCGCCACGAUCGAGGAGAUCAAAAAGGCGUAUCGCAAGCUGGCGAUCAAGCUGCAUCCCGAUAAGAACCCCAACAACCCCGAGGUGGAGGAGAAGUUCAAGGCGCUGGCGACGGCGUAUCAUGUGCUGUCGGAUCCAGAGCUGCGACACAAGUACAACGAGUUUGGAGCGAGUACGCCGGGUUUGACGCCGGAAGACGGCUUUGUCGAUCCCGAGGAGGUGUUCGGCUCCCUGUUCGGUGGCGAGCGAUUCGCCGAUAUCAUCGGCACCAUCUCCAUCGGCAAAGACAUGAAGGACGCCCUCCAGCAGGAUUCCGACGAUCUCGAGCGUCAAGCCAAUGGCGAAAGCACAGCUGAGGGGGACAGCAGCAAAAAGCCCGAGCUGACACCCGAGCAGAAGGCAGCCAAAGAGGAGAAGGAGCGCAAGCAAACCGCCGAGCGCGAAAAGCAGCGCGCCGAACGCGUCGCCAAGCUCGUCGAGAAGCUGGUGCGCAAGCUCAGCAUCUACACGGAGAGCGUGCGCCACGCGCACGAUCCGGCGCUCGAGCGCGAGGUCGAAAAGAGCUUCCGCGAGAUCACGCGGUUGGAGGCGGAAGAGUUGAAGCACGAGUCGUACGGCGUCGAGCUGCUCAAUGCUGUUGGCUUCGUGUACAGCGCCAAGAGCAAACACUACCUCGCCAGCACGGGACUGUUCGGGUCGUUUGGAGGGGUGUUCCAUUCGGCUGCCUCGAGCAUCCAUGUCGUCCGCGAGACCGUGUCAACGGUUAGGGCGGCACUCGAGUUGAAAAAGGUGUUUGAGGAGCUGGCCAAGGCUGAGGAGGCAGGCAUUACGGUGGACAGGAAGCGCGAGCUCGAAGAGCAAGCGGCCGAGAAGGGCAUGCGCGCGUUGUUCAAGGGCGCAAAGUUGGAGGUGGAGAGCGUCAUCAGGGAGGUGAGCGAGGCCGUGUUGUACGAUACCCAAAUCGGCAAGGAGACGCAGAGGCUACGGGCGCAGGCGUUGGGCAUUGUCGGCGAGAUCUACAUGGGCGUCAAGAAGGACAAGGAGGAUGCGGCGCCGGCCGUGGGCGCGGGAGAGAGCGAGGCCAAUGCGGCCGGUGGUGACGAAUUUGUCAAGGUCGACACCAAGGCGUCCAAGGAAAGGGAUCAGAAGCAGCAGAAUGGCCAAGAGCCUCCACAACCGUGGUGA
Kalmanozyma brasiliensis GHG001 is the source of this 1500-nucleotide messenger RNA. Its product is annotated as DNAJ-containing protein, X-domain protein. Lineage: Eukaryota; Fungi; Basidiomycota; Ustilaginomycetes; Ustilaginales. The transcript has a single exon. Bases 1 to 1500 code for a protein of 499 amino acids. The record is from RefSeq and is a predicted model, not a curated record.